Messenger RNA from Perca fluviatilis (European perch), 7697 nucleotides. RefSeq names its product family with sequence similarity 13 member B (gene fam13b). Lineage: Eukaryota; Metazoa; Chordata; Actinopteri; Perciformes; Percidae. Gene Ontology annotation, biological process: signal transduction. The record is from RefSeq and is a predicted model, not a curated record. The transcript is spliced from 24 exons. The coding region runs from base 439 to 3606 and encodes 1055 amino acids.
UCCCUUGAGGGUGUGUGUGUGUGCGAGAGAGACUCGCUAAGCAACGACCUGCAAACGGGCAUCCGAGCCAGUCCAAGCAAAAAACAGGAACCACAUUAUUUUCGAGUAUCUUUGCAAUGUCUCCAACGAUAAUUCUACAGCGUCUGCUUUGAUUUCAUCGAAGUUGCUGUCUCUCCAGACGUCGGCUACAGAAACGAAACAAGAAAUUAAUGCAUCUUGCUCCGCGUUCCUGUUUGUUUUGACCUGCGUAGCUAGAAGGGAAUCCUGCAACAGGGAUUAGCGGUCCGUCAAUGAGGAACUACCGGCUCAUCUUCUGCCACAACCUGAAGCAGCCAUAGAUGGUUUGGUGGUUCACUGGCUAGGGGAGGAGAGGACACACACUUUCACUGCUACACGACGUGAGGGCCUUGGCGGGGUUGUGGUGAGGAGGAGAAGGCAAUGAGGAAGAGCGUGUCUCCGUUGCCAGGCAACGAGGGCGGUAGCUCAGCCAGCACUACACGUGUUUUUGGCGUUCCUUUGGAGGAGGUGACGCGCACUCACACAAUCAGUGGCCAUGAGGUUCCUGCACUGGUGAAACACAUUGUCGACUACAUCGAAGAGCAUGGUCAUCUGGACCUGGAAGGGCUCUUCCUUGUUAAUGGCAAUGCAGAGCGUGUGGAUUGGCUGCGCCAGCGUUAUGACAGUGGUGAGGAGGUGGAGCUAGAGAAAGAGGCGGACCUGGCGUCAGUGGUCAGUUUGCUCCGACUUUUCCUGCAGGAGCUUCCUGAGCCGGUGAUCCCAACAGCGAUACAGGGGCACAUUCUACAGCUACAUCAAGAUUACAGCAAUGAAGAGGAUCUGUGUAGAAACUUGAAGUACCUGCUGCAGCAGCUUCCCCAGCUGAACUACGGCCUGCUGCGUUUCCUGUGCCGCUUCCUGGCCAGCGUGGCUUCACUUCAGCAGGAGAGUUGGAACAUUGGGACACUGGCCGCCGUCUUCGGACCAGACAUCUUCCAUCUGUCAACAGAAGGAGAGGACCUUCGAGACCAGGAGUCUGUCAGCAGAGUUCUGGCAGAGCUGUUGGACAACCAGGAUGGCCUGUUUGACUCCGAGGACGACGACGUCUCCACCACCAACGACUACAGCUCCAUCAAUGAACAGAUCACAGAGCUGUUAGACGAUGAGAAGUGUGAGGCCGAAUGUGAAGAGCUGCCUCAGGACGGAGAGGAGGGUCCUGCCUCCUCUGACUCACCACAACACACACACACUGAUGAAAGCCCCACAGCCAGCUCCCACCUCUCCCCUAUAUCCAUUCUGCCUGCUGACUCUGCUGAGAUAAUCCAGCGAACCAUCAGGGAUGCAGUGGAGCAGCACUUCUUUGAUCUGAAAACCUCCAUCAGCCAAGACCUCAGCAACUAUGACAGCCAGGGGGUGAGUCCCAAUAAGCCUGCAGACCAGGGUUGCCAUGGAGACGAGGAGCAACAAACUGACCCUGAGGACAGUCCCUGCGACACAGAAGGGGAGACCCCACUCACGCAAACCGAGAAGCACAUACAGCACAGCCAGAAAGACGCACAGGAUUUAUUGGACACUGGCGCCACUCUGGAGGAGAGCUCGGGAAUGGACCUGGAUGCAGAGGCUGUCAGAGAUGCUGAGAACAAUAUCAACACUGCCAGUCUGGACGAUCAACCCUGUGACAUCAUGGAGCAGACUCAGACUGACACCAUAAGCUGUGAUUCAAGUUCAUGCCGCUGUGAUCAGAACGCCAACACCAGCAAGACCAACAUGAACCACCUGUCGCCAUGCCAACCAAACUCUGGCCACAACCCCCAACUCCAACUUUUCCCUGACAACCAAUGGGAAGCGUCACCCCCCUCACAUCUCCACCUCCCUCCCAUAGAUUUCUCAUGCAUGCAUCUGCAAAAAGAAGGCCAAGACCCCGUCCCCGCUUUCAAAUCCUGGCAGGACGACAGCGAGAGCGGAGAGGCGCAGCUCUCCCCGCUGGCUAGCCGCAUGCUUCCUCUCCCCCUGCUCCCCCUGGAGGAGGACGGUGAGGAGGACGAGGAGGAGGGAGGGCAGGAAGCCUCCCCCUCCUCUUCCCGCUCACACCCUCACCUCCUGGCACGACGCUUUCUUGAUUUCGGAGCACACGGUGCCCAGCGAUUCCUCCAGCAGGACCCGGACGCCAUCUCACCAACCAAAGCCCAGAGGCCACGGCGAGCAUCAGUUGGCUCCAAAGAGGCAAUGAGAGGAGGAGAUUCAAUGACUCACCAACUCACCAAGAAGCUUCAGCACCUGAAAAAGAAAAUCAAGCAGUUUGAAGAACAAUUUGAGAAGGAGAGAAACUAUAAGCCCUCUCAUGGAGACAGGGCAGCUAAUCCCAAAGUCCUUAAAUGGAUGACCGACCUCACAAAGAUCCGCAGGCAGAUCAAAGGACGCCAGCACCACCUUUUACCGAGAAGCACGCUGAGGCACCAGGCUUUGCUCCAUUCAUACAGACGCCACCAUGCUCCCUCCUUCCCUUCCUCCUUAUCCUCCUCCUCUAUCUGCUCACCUCCCCAUCACACACUCACCCCCCUGAUCCACCCCUACUCAGGCCUGAGCUCUAGACCGUAUCACCUCAAUGCCAAACACCGUGCAGAGAGUGAGCUUGGCCCCCAGACUCGUCCUCGGAGCAACACCUUACCCAAGAGCUUCGGCUCCACACUGGACCAAGGCGCUUGCGAUGCAGCAGGAGAGGUGAAGGGUCAGCGUCCCACCAUAGAGGAAACUCUGGAGAUUAUCCAGUGCAGGGUCAAAGGGAAGAGGCAGGAGGACGGCUGGCCCGAUGACAUCAAGAAGAUGACCAAGGAGCAGUUGUCCUGUGAGAAGACGGUCCUUCAGAAGAACCUGCUGCACUAUGAGGGCCUGCAUGGUCGACCAGUUACCAGAGAGGAGCGUCUGGUGGUGAAGCCUCUCUACGACCGCUACAGAUUGGUCAAACAGAUGCUCACCAGAGUCAGCAUCACACCUGUCACAGUGUCCCCCUCCAGUAAGAGGCGAACUCAGACCCUCCAGCCAAUCAUUGAGGGGGAAACCGCUCAUUUCUGGGAGGAGAUCAAAGAGGAGGAGGAGGACGAGCGGAAAGAAAGAGAAGGAGGAGAAGAAGACGAGAAGGAGGAGGAGAGGGAGGAGGAGGAAGAAGAAGAGGAGGAUGAGGAGGAGGGAGAGAGCAGCGGUGGGGAGAUGCAGAGCUCUGAUGUCAUCAUGGCCGUCGACUUUGUGACGUCUUCUGACGGAUCAAUGAGCAGUCAGAAGCAACCCGACCGGCAGAGCGAUUGUCCAAUGAGCGGCAAAAUGGAGGAGGGUUCGGGGAAGCUGGCGCUGGACCUGCGGCUGUCCAGCUCCAAUGCCUCGUCCAUGCCAGAGCUGCUGGAACAGCUGUGGAAGGCCAGAGCAGAGAAGAAGAAGCUGAGGAAGACCAUCCGAGAGUUUGAGGAAGAUUUUUAUCAGCAUAAUGGAAGAAAUGUUCAGAAGGAGGACCGGGUGCCGAUGCUGGAGGAGUACAGGGAGUACAAGAGGAUCAAGGCCAAACUCCGCCUGCUGGAAGUUCUUAUCAGCAAACAGGAUUCCUCCAAAUCCAUCUAGACCUGCCCUCCACAGACAACAGCUGUCACCGCACACAACAGCUCUCACCAGUGCUGCGAGGACAUCCUGCCCAGGAUGUCCCAUUAGUCCGUCAGACGUCAUGACGCCUGGGGAAGGUUUAACAAACACCUCACAUUACUGCCCAGGAAGUGGAGACUCCGACUUCAUGACCUCCACUUGGUGUGCUGCAUUUGUGUCAUGGAGAAAACAACAUUAGAGUGACUUGCUGGUUCAGAGUUACAGUACAAUAUGUCAUCAUUUAGUUACAGGUCUUCACCAGUGCAGGGACAUUUCCAGUUUGAGGGACUUAACCUUCAUUUUAACUGAAGAAACCAAAGUAAAGUUAUGGUUCUUGGGUCUGAGUUUCUGGUAGUACUUUCCAAUGCCGUAAAAACUAUUCCAUUAGCACUGACUGGUCAAACCCGAUCCUCAUGGCUGCAGCUGUGUGGGGAUUUCUCUGUGACCACCACAAAAAUCUAAUUAGUAAGCAAUAAAUUAAAAGAACAUGAUGACUGUGUUGUCUCGUGGCGUGUAAACACUACAUCUCAAAUGGUUUUUAAUACUUAAUCGCUCUAAUUUGCCAAAUCUUUGUGGCGAAAAAGUAAAUAGCUUUUAGCUGCUUUUUGUAGUUGCUGAAAAAAAGCCCCAUUAGUGAGCGAUAUGCAUUGAAGCAUUGAAAAAAUCUUUGAGCAAAUUUUAAGCAUUUUUGAUCACAAAAUCAGUUAAAUCAUUACAUUUGUUUGAUAAAUAUAUGAUUAUCAAUAUGUGACUACAUAUAUUUAUUUGUUUGUGAUUUCAAAAAACACAUUGGGUUCUUAUGCCAAAACUCUAAGUUUAAUUGUCCACUUUAUAGAUGACAUAAAAGGUGCAUUUUUACAGCGAUUUUCCCAUGACAUGAAUGCAGCACCACUACCAGUUAAACUUAAAAUCACUCCCGUCAGCCACGACUGCUGCCUCGUCUGACUGCAUUUCAUCUGAAACAUGGAGAAAAAGGAAUCAUUGUCUUCAUCACUAACUUGACUCAAGACGUUGCACUUGUCUAUUGUGUUUCGUUUCCUCUUCUUCUGAAAGAGAAAAAGACAUUAUGACUUUUUAAUUUCAGCAAACUUUCUUUUCUCGAUCUUUUUGUUCUUUGUGGUUUUUUUCCUUCAUGCUGAGGAAUCUUAUCGGACAGCUCGAGGACUGGCAUUUUAGACGCUCUUCACUCAAGACACUUCUUCUUUCUUUGGGACGUCCCACUGUGUGAAAAAUCCCUCUUUUGCCUCUCUUCAUGGAGUCACAGUUUCUUAAAGCAGUCUCCUUGGCGCGAGGCAAUCGGUUAUUUUAUUCUGUCACUAAUACUCUGUUUAACAACCUUCUGACUGAUUUUAAAAUUAAUUCACAAAUUUAAAAACAAGUUUUUGAGUGUAUUCUUGUUAUAAAAAAAAAAACUGACUUGAACUAAAACUGCUGUUCACGUUUUUUUUUUCUUGAAUGAAAAAGAAUAUGUGUUGUAUUCUGAGGAAAAAAGAAAAAAAAAGAAUUGUAUUAAGUCCCAGUGUGACCUUGGAGCUGUUUGUGAAAGACUGAUAUUCAUUUUCAUUUAUUUCCAUUCUUUAGCAUUUUCUUUGUUUGUUUCUAUUUUGGCAAUAUUUGUCAGUAAGAUGUACACAAGGUUGGCCACUCUGAACUUCGUUUCCUUCUUGGACGAAAAGACGUCGCUUUUAAGUCGUUGCAAAGCGCAAGCAAGUUUAUAAGUCAUAUGUUUGGGAUUUUAAUAUUUCUGACGGCACUUAAAGGCAGCAUUAGACUGAAGAUGCUCAUAGCAAACAGUCCUACUCAGAUUAGGAGAUUUUAUGAUGUAGAUGGAUAUGGUUGUUGCAGAAAUCAUCUGGAAAAAUUCUUCACUGCUUGUGUGACUUUUUUUCUUUGUUUUUCACUUGUCUCUUCACUUGUUCAGUUUGCGUGGAGUCGUGGCAGGGCCUAAGGGAGUAAUGGGUGAUAAAUGCUGAGGAGAGGAGCCAGUAUCUGGCCCACGUUGCUGCAGUUUCUUUGAAACCAAAACCAUGUUGGCUACAGGAAGUGGCAGUACGACCAAGUUUGGUAUCAGCGCAGUUAGAUGGAGAGCUUUCCUGAAUAGCAGCAGUCAGCAGUUGCUGUGCAGCUGGUGUGACUGUUACUGAGUAACUGAUGCAUCUCUGGUGGUCCUCUGGUUGAAGUUUUCUUGUAGCUGUAUUGUAUCGAUGAGGUGCCAAAACUGCCAGUUCUGAUUUUAAUCACAGACAAGCAACUCAACCAACGUCUUGUGGUUAACUGUUCUUUUUCCCCUGGAACUGCUGGGUCAGUGCUAAGGCUCUGAUUAGCACUCUAGCAUGACGUCCACAAUACUGAGGGGAGGGAAGAAGCUUCAUUCCUUGGCUGUGUUUCUCUUUGGUUGAAAUCUGCAGUCUCAUUGAAGUUUAAUUUCCUGCUGGCAGGUCAAAUGAGGGCAGGAGAGGAGAAAAAAGGAGGUUGAGGGUUAAUGCAUGCCAACGAGCUUGUCCUCGUUUUUUCUUCUUCGUAGAGGCCAUGUUGUCACGUAUCAGACAGAAGUCAAGAUGUCCCAGUGUGAUUUGAAAAGCGGAACGAAGAAAUCCCCAACUGGCGCUGAACUUAAGCUCUAGCUGGUGAGUGAGUAAAUGAUCAGAACCUCCUUGGCUCGUUACUUGUGAGAUGUUUAAGGCCGAUAAGACAAAGUAGUGCUUUUUUUUGCUGAAUCAUUUACCUGCCAGAAUCAAAGUUGACUGCAGUCUUUUGUCUGUCAGAUUGUGACGGUUUGAAAACAAAGUUUUGAAUGAGUCAAGAGUUUUGUGUUUGUGAGUGCUAAGAGGGAGGGUGCGCUGGGUUUAUCAGGACGGUAAAGUUUGUGGGGUUGAUGUAAAAAGAUGUUAUUUGCACAGCAUUCACAGAAUGCAGCCCUGUGUUUUUUCAUUUGUUAGUUCUAAAAAUGACGCACUACUUCUAUACAAAUAUAAAUAUGUACUGUACAUAAAAUUAAAAAAAAUACCGAAGGAAUGAAUGUCAGAAAUGUUUAAAUUAUUUAAAACAUUAUGUUUGGCCCCCUUUGGUUCAUUAUAUUUGUGACACCCUGAGAAUGUGUUUUUUUAUUAUUAUAAAUAUUGCUAUUACUAUCAUAACCAUUAUUUUGUGUGAUAAUGACAAUAAUAAUCCUUUUGUAUUUACUCACAAACUGUAAAACCAGCUGUAGAAGUUAGUCUGGCACUGUGUGUGGCUAAUCAAACCUGAACCUGCUCUGUUUCCUGAUUUAUUUUUGUGGCUCUGUGUAAUAUAAGCUAAUAUAGAAGCAUUACUGUAGUGAGCUUGCAUGGCAAAAGAGAACAUAAUAGUAUGAAUAACAUGAUGCAUUGUUUAUAUUAUUUGUGCCAUGAAGAAGCAGCAAUAAUAAAAGUUUGCGUGGAGGUUUUACAGUUUCGGGUCAUAGAUUAUUUUGUGUGGGAUCGACUUUGUGUGAAUAUUUGUGGUACAAUAUUAUUUAAUGUUUUUAGUCUAAUUGUUUUAGCCCUGACACACAUAUUGUCACACACGCUCUGCUUAAACUGUAUUUUUACCACUGUUGUCAGCAUAAUGUUUAUCUUGGCGCUGCUGAAAAACCAAAAUAAGAAUAAAAUUUGAAGGUGAACAGGGAUUGAAAAGCCAGUGACAGAUGUGUCAUAUCUGAAAACAUGAAGAAAUGAUCAGUUUUGAUGGUCAAAACGGCAACAGACAAAAUACAAGAUAUAUUUUAACAAGUCUGUAAAGUGAUUUGAGUCAAGCAAGUCUUUUAAAUCUUUAAAAUUUAAAGGAGAAAUAGUCAUGUUGCUUACAGAUGUGAUCAGGAAAGUUAGAAAUUCGAUACUUCAUGACAUUUCUUGGACCAGACAGGUUUCUUGCUUCUUUUGGGUCAUCUACAUGUGAUACUGUGUUUUAUCACAUCAAUAUAUUGUAUGUCUAUAAAUGUUUUCUUAUUUUGUGAAUGCUUUUUUCAGUUUUUUCUUCAUUAACAAAAACGAUGAGAAAAUACAAUCGGUAAACAUUUACACAUGAAAAAUAAAAUUUACAAGCUUGCCACACCA